GGCACCGGAGCCACCAUGUCGUUCGCGCUGGAGGAGACGCUCGAGUCGGACUGGGUGGCCGUGCGGCCCCAUGUGUUCGACGAGCGCGAGAAGCACAAGUUCGUCUUCAUUGUGGCCUGGAACGAGAUUGAGGGCAAGUUUGCCAUAACCUGCCACAACCGGACCGCCCAGAGGCAGAGGAGCGGCUCCCGGGAGCAGGCGGGGGCACCCGCGUCCGACGGGACCCGCGGGCCAGGCAGCCCAGCGGGCAAGGGCCGGCCCGAGGCCACUGUCUCUGCGACUCUGGGUAGGAGCCCGGGGCCCCGGAGGAACCCGGCCUGGGGGGAGGGCGGCUCUCCGCGGAGCGCGCGCAGCCUUCGGGGGGACCCGCUGCUGCGGUGUCCCGCCGGCAAAGGGGCGGAGAGCCCCCUCAGGAGCCCAGUGCGGGCCAAGACCAGCCCGGUCCGAAGGAGAUCUGAAGGCAAAGAUGUGGCGGGGGCCGUUACAGCAGCACCCCCGCCGGCGUCCAGGGAGGCCCCGGUGUCCUCCGUGCGAGUAGUGAGCACUUGUGGGGUGGUUUCCGAGGAGAUAGAGGUGCUGGAAAUGUUGAGGGAAGACGAGGUGGCCCCGGCGGCCCUGGCGCUCUCAGACGCGGAGCAGCCGCCUUCCACUAUCGAGCUGGAGUCCCCGGCCGAGGAGUGUAGCUGGGCCGGGCUCUUCUCCUUCCAGGAUCUGCGUGCUGUGCACCAGCAGCUGUGUUCUGUGAACUCGCAGCUGGAACAGUGCCUGCCCGUAUUCCCCGAGGAGCCCUCUGGCAUGUGGACCGUGCUGUUCGGGGGCGCUCCAGAGAUGACCGAACAGGAGAUCGACACUCUGUGUUAUCAGCUCCAAGUCUACCUGGGCCAUGGCCUGGACACCUGCGGCUGGAAGAUCCUCUCCCAGGUACUUUUCACUGAGACCGACGAUCCCGAGGAGUAUUACGAAAGUCUUAGCGAGCUGCGGCAGAAGGGCUACGAAGAAGUGCUUCAGCGGGCCAGGAAGCGCAUCCAGGAGCUUUUGGAUAAGCACAAGAAUACAGAAAGCAUGGUUGAGCUUCUGGACUUGUAUCAGAUGGAGGAUGAAGCCUAUAGCAGCCUUGCAGAAGCCACAACUGAACUGUAUCAGUAUUUACUACAGCCAUUCCGAGACAUGAGAGAACUUGCCAUGCUACGGAGACAACAGAUCAAGAUUUCCAUGGAGAAUGAUUAUCUGGGUCCCCGAAGAAUUGAAAGUCUACAAAAAGAAGAUGCUGAUUGGCAGCGAAAAGCUCACAUGGCUGUGCUGUCUAUUCAGGAUCUUACUGUCAAAUACUUUGAAAUAACAGCGAAAGCACAAAAAGCUGUGUACGAUCGAAUGAGAGCAGAUCAGAAGAAAUUUGGUAAAGCAUCAUGGGCAGCAGCUGCAGAACGUAUGGAAAAACUCCAGUAUGCAGUUUCUAAGGAGACUCUGCAGAUGAUGAGAGCAAAAGAGAUCUGUUUGGAACAGAGGAAACAUGCACUGAGAGAAGAGAUGCAGAGUUUGCAGGGUGGUACAGAAGCCAUAGCCCGAUUGGAUCAGUUAGAAGCUGAUUAUUAUGAUCUGCAACUUCAGUUGUAUGAAGUACAGUUUGAAAUCCUGAAGUGUGAAGAGUUAUUAUUGACAGCCCAACUGGAAAGCAUCAAAAGACUUAUAUCGGAAAAGAGAGAUGAAGUGGUAUACUAUGACACUUACGAAAGCAUGGAGGCCAUGCUGGAGAAGGAAGAAAUGGCAGCAUCUGUGCACUUACAGAGAGAAGAGCUACAGAAACUUCAGCAGAAAGCACGCCAGCUAGAAGCAAGACGUGGACGGGUUUCAGCCAAGAAAGCCUACCUCAGAAAUAAAAAGGAAAUUUGUAUUGCAAAACACAAUGAAAAGUUCCAACAGCGCCUUCGGAGUGAAGAUGAAUAUAGAACCCAUCACACAGUACAACUAAAGAGAGAAAAAUUGCAUGACGAAGAAGAAAGAAAAAGUGCUUGGGUUAGCCAGGAGAGACAAAGAACACUGGAUAGACUUCGAACUUUUAAACAGAGGUACCCUGGCCAAGUCAUACUUAAAUCAACCAGAUUGCGCCUGGCUCAUUCAAGAAGAAGAAGCACAGCCAGUCCCGUGCCCUGUGAGGACCAGUGUGACUCUCUGCCAGGAGCGCCCCAGGUAGAAGAGAAAAAUGAAAUGGUGGAGGAAGGAAGAGGGAAGCUCACAUCAUUGCAGAAAACAGAAGCCCAGAGCCUCGCACAGCUUGAAGAUAGUUCAUUAGCACAACUUGAAGCCCCUUCAUUACCUCUCAGUGGUGUUACCUCUGAACUGCCGCCCGCGGUUUCUCUUCCACUUUUGAAUAAUACUGACCUCGAACCGGGUUCUGUUACCAUAGCGCCACUCCCCCCACCUCUUCCUCCAACACCCCCUCCGCCCCCACCCCCUCCUCCCCCUCCCCCACCGCCGCCCCCUCUGCCUCUUGCCAAGGACCACUCCUUGGAGACCCUGGAGAAAGGUCAACUUGGUAGAGAGGGGAGCGAGAUGAGGACCGCGGAGCCUGCUAGCGCACCACCGGCACAGCUGUUUGACAGCAGCCAGCUGGUCAGUGCCCGGAAGCGGCUCAGAAAGACUGCUGAAGCUUUGCAGAGGAGGAGAGUGAGCUCACCCAUGGAUGAGGUGCUAGCUUCCUUGAAGCGUGGUAGUUUUCAUCUGAAAAAGGUUGAACAGCGAACUCUACCUCCUUUUCCUGAUGAAGAUGAUAGUAAUAAUAUCUUGGCACAAAUCAGGAAAGGGGUAAAAUUGAAGAAGGUACAGAAGGAAGUUCUGAGAGAAUCCUUCACACUUCUGCCUGACACAGACCCUCUAACACGAAGCAUCCAUGAAGCUCUUAGAAGAAUCAAAGAAGCGUCCCCUGAGUCAGAGGAUGAAGAGGAAGCUUUGCCUUGCACAGACUGGGAAAACUAACAAGUGACUCAACAGAAAGAAAAAAACACCUACAGUUGAAGAUCAAAGAUUUUUUUGGAAAACAAAAUUUUAAAUGUGUGAUUUCCCAACUGGAUUCCAUUAGAUGCAAAGUGUGUUGGCUCAGUGCUAUGAAAAAAUGGAAGCACAAUUGGCAAGUUAACGCUUUUCCAGUCAUUCCAAUAUUGGUGGUUAACAUGAGUUUUAGAUGUGCAGUGUUCCUGAUGCAAUGAAGAAAAGGCCUUCCAGAGAUGCCUGGUUUUUUAAGCACCUUCCCUUCCUGUCCACCCAUGUACAUCUUCGUAGUGGCCAGUCAAGCUAGGGGGUUGCUCUGAGUUUGAAAAACACUGGGUUGACAGAGACCUGUGAGCUGUAUCGGGACUGCUUUGAAAUCCAUCUUUAAGUGCACUGAAUAGUCCUCUGCUUGAAAACACAGAGCUUCUUCUGUAUCAGCUCGUAUAGUCGGGACACUCUGAAAAAGAAGUUUAUCAUGAUAGCUAUAGGACAGGAAUUGGAAAGAAUCAGAUGGAAAUGCACUGAAAAUUUCCACAUUACUCAUCUCCAAAGGAAUUUUCAUAAAGAUGUUCAACAUCUGAAAAGAUAUAUAACCAUGGAGAUACACUUAAUGUGUUUACCACAACAUGAUACAUUUAACAUGGCGUAUUUUUAAAAGACCACAUACUCUCACACUUUGUAAGGUUUUGAAGUAAAAAUUUCCAUGCUUUUAAAUAGCUCUUCAUAAUUGUGAAUUUAUAAUAGUUUGAAUUUCAUGUGCAGCUUUGUUUAUGAAAAGCAAUACUUUGUAACUUGAUAAUAUUUCAGAUUAUUUUUAGUCCUUUUGUUUGAACGAUUGCUUGAUUAGUGUAAUUCAACAUGACUUUCCUAUUGAGAAUCAAAAAUGAGGAUUCAAUAAUAGGGAUGCAGAUCUUAAGUCUGUUUAACAUGCACCAUUUAAGUUUUUCUUUUUAUGCUCCACAGUGAAGUGUGCUCUACAAGUAUGCAGAAAGUAGACAGGCAGAAAAGCCUCCUUGGAUAGCAUUUCACUAUCUUCACAUGUUUUGAGUGGAAUUUGGGGAGAGAGCCUUUAUUACUUUUAGUAGACCUUUUAAAACAUACGUAUGUAGUUCCAGGUGCUGAGUUUGCCAUAAUGGCACCCCGAAGGGCACAUUUAUAUGAAUGGAGCCAUUAUGAAUUCUCAGCAGGAGUGUUGUGGGCUUGAAUGAAGGUAGAUAUGGCAGACUCGGUCUGUAGUAUUCUGUAGAGUGUAAUUCUGCAUCAGAGAGAUGUUGGCCUUUAUAUGAAGGGAGUUAAGUAAGGACUGAUGUACCAAAAAGAACUUUAUUUCUUCCGAGGCAUUUCUCUGGCCUAGACCCAGAAAGCAGUCCCAGAGUAAAAGUCCUCCAAUGCAUAUGAAUUGGUUUUUCAGAAGAGAGAAAACAUGCUUACACCUUUGGUCACUUUAAGAUGUAUUUCCUUUAAAAUGAUUAUGGAGAAAAUUUUCUGUUUAUUGAUGAGAGUAGGAGCUUUUGCACAGUUUUUACACAAUACGUUAGUUUUCUUGUAUUAUUCCUAUAUCUUACCUUGGAAGGUUAAAAUAUAUAUCUAGUAUAGAGACUUAAUCUUUAUCGCACAGUGGGGGAGGUGGGUGUGGAAUUUUCCCCGUUUGCUUCAGUAAAGCAUUGAAGCGUGCUUUUCAACCAAAAUAAUGAUUGGUUUGAUUAAUAUAAUUUGGCAAAAAAGUUUAAGCAAAUUUGCAAACCUUAAAAAAAUCAUGUAUCAGUUUUAAGCCUUUGGAUGCUUAUGAAUAAGUUUGUUUUUUCAUUCAUUGAUAUUUAGAAAAAUACAGGAGAACUUAACAUUAAAUUAACAGCAAAAGCACUAGAACUUUUAUAUGUCAGGAAUUUGCUCCCUAUUUAGUGUUACAGCUGGGAUUCCAUUAAAAAACAGGCUCACUCAUAAAUGGGUACUGUGAUUUGUCUUCCAGAACCAUGUUCUAGUAAGUCUGUAGUACUCUGGAGGGGGUACAGACCCCUGUGAAUCCUUUUGGGGGUGCAUCCACAACUCUGAGUACAUCCCACUGUGGCACUUCAUGAAGAUUAUCUCACUUGAAGAUGAUGAGUAGGUUAAAGCAAACCCUUGUUUACAACCAGCUGUACUUAUUCUCUGCUAAAUAAACUUUCUCCACCACACCUAUUUUCCAUCCUUAAGAUUCAGAUUCCUACUUGCACAGAAUUACAAGUUACUGCAGAUCAUCCACCUUUGGAGUUCUCACAGUGUUAAAAUUUCAAAUAAGUACAGUCCACUUGUCCAGGAUGAGAUUACUGGUUGAAUCCUCAAGUUAAUUUUUUUCCUUAUGUUUAAGAUUUUAUUUGAGAGAGAAAGAGCAUGGGAUCAGAAGAAGCAGGCUCCCCGCUGAGCAGGGAGCCCAAUGUGGGACUCAAUCCCAGGACUCCAGGAUCAUGACCUGAGCCGCGAAGGCAGUCGCUUAACCAACUGAGCCACCCAGGUGCCCUCCUCAUGUUAAUUUUAAUGCAGUUUGGAACCCAACAAUUCUGUAAGCAUGGUUAUUCCCCCUUCCUCCCCCCCUGCCCUUAAAAAAAAAAGUGUCUUUGCUCUUAUUAAAUUCUAAUAUAUUUAAUUAAGAUGGUAGUUACAGAUGAUCACAUAUUUCAAGUUCCACACUUGCCCAUACUAUUUAUAUGGCUUAAAAUAUUUGAGAGUUACAUCUCAAUGUGUCAUUUCUGUCAUAAGAAUACACAAACAACUCCUUGUUUGUGCUGAAUCACUUUAGAAGUUCAUUUACCAAUCUAGUCUCGACUAAUAAAUUUUAAAUAGGGAAAGAGAUAACCUGAGGAUAUUUUAAGGUUAAGAUUACUGCUCACUUGAAUGCCAUUUUUAAACAGUUCUCCCACUUACAGUCAAAAUGCUGUGUAUAUAACCAAUGUGGUACAUAUAGAAAAGGUAUUCCUAAUCUCAAAUCUGGGUGGUACUAUGGUGGGGCAGUGUGGUGAAAUUCCUGGCUAAAGAGGAUUUUUAAGAGAUGAGCAAUUGUCUUGCUUACUUGAUACAUGUUUUAUAGGUUUUGAGUUUGUGAGCAGCAUAAAAACAAUCAUUCCCUAGUUGUUCAUUGUGGAACUGAAAGAUCUCUUAAUGUGUAUUUUUAAACAAAUUUAGAUUCAGCCGUAAAUGUUGACCAGGUAUAGUAUUUUCCACAGUGGGAAAGUGGGGUUUUCCUCAUUGCAUGAAACCAUAGGGAAUUUUCUGCACUUUGAUUUACUGUGUAAAAUGAGGGGGCAAAAAUCCUUGUUUCUAAAAGCUGAACUGUGUAGCAAUUUUUGGUAACAUAUGGCAUGGCCACUUUGCCAUAAAAUGUGUUAAAUUCUGAGGCGUACUUAGGCCAUAGCAGGCACUAAGAAUUAAACCUAUCAGUGGAACAAAAAUGAACAGGCAGCAUCCUCUGUUUGGAAUGGGACCAGUGUACAAUUAACACAAUUUAAUUUUAUACAUUCCUUAAGAUUCCAUUUUUUAAUUGCAUUCAUUGAGUUUGUGUAUAAAUUUAAGUCAAUGCCUAAGUCAGUUUAGUCUUAGCAUAAGGAAAGUUUUUUCUUCCACUAAAUACAAAGUUUUGGGGUUUUGGUUGUUUUUUUUUAACCUUUAUAAUUUAUUUUAGUAUGCACAUCGUAUCAGAUACCAACCUGUAAAGUACUAUAGUAAGGGGUCCUUUAAAGGCCUUAUCAGGGAGUUCAGAUUUCAUAUACAUUAUUACCAGGUUAUUUGUAAGAAAUCGUUUUGAACAGCUGUAAAACAUUUAAAAACCGUGGCAGACGCAUUAACCAUUUGAUAAUGAGAGCAGAAACCUUAACAAGUUUUACCUAAUUCUUGCACUGAAUUUAAAUGAUAAUAUAAAGUUAAACGUGCAUUUUAAACAGAUUUUAUUUCACAUUUAUAGCUUAGCAUACAAGAAGAGCUAUGCUUAGUGUUAGAGGAUUGACCAGCAAGAUAUAUUCCAGAUGGAAGUGGUAAGAGAGUAGAAGCACCUUACUGUUGGAGCAUAUUGCAUUUAUUUAGUGCUCCUGAACAAUUCAGUAGUUACUUCUGAACUUCGCUGCAAAGUGCUCUUUAUUUUAAGCACAUAAAGAGGGAUCUCUGCCUAAUUGCUUUGUAAGUUGAAGCAAUGGUAUUUUUCAUCCUAUAGUCUAAUUUAAAAGUUUUUCCUACAAAAUGAGUUUAUAUUGCUGCCUCAACUAUCAUGUAUGUAAACAGAGGAGUUUUUUUUUUUAAGGGUGAGAGGGAAUCGGGGUCCUGUGUGUGUGCGCGCGUGUGUGACAUGUUUGCCCAUUGGGUUAUUUGGAAGAUACGGUCACUCUAAAAUAUUGUUUUACCCACAAAUAUAAAUGUACAGCUUGGUAUUUGAGGGGUUUGAUUGAAUUCAAAUUCAUAAAUGUUUUUCCCCUUCCCCACUUUUAUUAUGCCACUGUUAAGGUGCAUGUACAGAAGAUACCUCGGAGGUUGACAUAUAAUAAAUAUUUCAUCAAUGCUAUUUCACAUUGAAUCUCAAAGCAGUCAUUUGUUUUGAGAGUUAAGGGAAAGUUUUUUGUUGGUUUUUUUAAAAGUCAGGUAUAACUAAGGGUGGCUCAAUUUGGGGGAGUUAAGGGUGGAGAGGAAAGACCGUGGAAAGUCAUUUUUAGAUGUAUACACAAAGGUAUGGGUGUUGGUUAUAGAGGUGAAUUUUAACAAGGGAAGUUUUGGGUUUUUUUUCUUAAACUUGCAUGUUCUAUGGUUAACUAUCCAAGAGUGUAACAAGUUAUUCUAGCUUUUCCCAGUUCUAAUUAUAUUGGUUUUAAGAAGUCUUCAUGGUCACAAGAUGGCAUUUUCCUUUCAAUUGUGAACCAAGAGGGAUAGAUAAUACCACCCAGACAGUGACUUCUGACUUCUUUAACUUGGACAGAAUCCCCACUGUCUCGUUGAGUUUCUCGUACUGUAUGUCUUGCCAAGUGUGAAACCAUAAUAUAUAGUUUGUGAAAAAUGGAAGGCUACAGAUCAUUUUGCAUGAUUAAAGCCCAUUAGGGCUACUGAAACUGACAUGUUUUUUAGCCUUUCUGGUUAAGUGAAAAUUACAAUGGCAAACCAAUUCACCAUUUACUAGCUUUGUGCAAUAUUAUAAUGGUAGAAGCAAAACACUAGCACAUUGUGCUUGGCUUUUAAAGAGGCUUUAACACCGUACAUUAAACGGAAGUGUGCACAGUGUAUUGUAAAUGCCAACUCUUUGCAAAUUUACAAUACUUAAAUAUGCUCCAUUAAUAUUCUAAAGUAUUAAAAGUACAAAGAAAAAACUAAGCAGGCAUUUAUAGCAAUACUCUGAAAUCUCCAAUAAUUGUUUUGACUGUUGCCUUUUGCUCCUUAGUGCAACUUUUCUGCGUUGUAAUUAUUGUAUUGCUUUGUAUUUUCAUGUUUUUUACACUCAUGACUUCAGAGUUAAGUACUUGUACAGCAAGUAUUGCAAUCACUUUCUCUUCUUGUACAUGCAGUGUAACAACAUACAGUUUUGGUGCUUAACAAUAUUCCUUUUUUUCUUUAAUAAAAGGUAUUUAUUGAG
Messenger RNA from Callorhinus ursinus (northern fur seal), 8566 nucleotides. NCBI's taxonomy places the organism in Eukaryota, Metazoa, Chordata, Mammalia, Carnivora, Otariidae. The record is from RefSeq and is a predicted model, not a curated record.